AUGGUUAGCCAACACGCGAUGGCUACCACAGUUCGCAAAGUUAAGCAAGAGAACCGACUGAGACGACAAUAUCAGAAUCAAGAUGAGGAAGGACUAUACAAGCCACCACCGAAACCGGUGUCGAACAAUCAGAAGAACCAGAACGACCAGCAAGAAAGCAGGGUGCAGACGGUAGCCGAGCAAUCGUCACGGACGAUUUCCGGAACUGAAAGAAACGUCGUGCUCGAGGACAGUCAGCUUCGCACUUCCGGGCAGAAUCUUGCGCCGGAAUACAGGAUGCCACCGCUCUAUGGGGAGGAGCAAAGUUCAAGUCAGGUUCAGCCAGCAGCUAAUUUACAAACUCACAGUAGCAAAUUUCCGAUAGAACGUGAAGUAGUUUUGUCAUCGGGGGAUAAGAACUCGAAAAUCCCUAUCCUUCACGAAUACAAACAAAGAACUGCUGGAAGAGUUGCUAUUGCACCGGAUGCGCCAAUCAAGCAACAAGCUUGGGUUCAAGAGGGAACCCAAAUGCAAGAAGUGAGACAAGAGAAUCAAGCGAGGAGUUAUCACCCGCCGGAAUCAUAUGCGUCGGCUUCAGCUGCGGCGGCAACGAGAACUACGAAGAUCGAUGAGGAAAAGAGCAAGUCUCUCUCGAGAACUUAUCACACAAUUAAGGACAUGAUAUCCAACCGCUUCAGGCAGAGCCGUAAAGACGUCGAGGCGGAACUGGAGGCCAGCUUAAAUAAUGUUACGGAAGAGUUAAGGAAAUCCAGUAGAAGUAUCGACGAUGAAGAGGCCAACAAAAAAGAUGCGAUUUACGUCAAUCCACGGGCACAGGAACUUUCAGUUAACAUGCAGUAUCCAAAAAAUGCUUCCGGUCAGUAUGGUGAUUCGUAUAGGUACCUGAGCAAUCAGCAGAAUGUACCACUUCCCGGACAACUUCAACCGACAUCACAAAUUCAACCUAACUUGCCAGGUCAAAGUGCUCAGCUUCACGUGACGCAUCACACUCCACCUGGAGGAGUUCAAACGGUCCAUCAAACUCAAAUUCCCACUUUCAGUCAAUCAGCAACAGGUGGCCAACAGGUGCAAAAUGUUGCGAGGGAUUACGUUGUUCAUGGAGCAUGUGGAUUGCCAACCCAGCAUUUGCAUCAGGGACUCCCUCAGAAUUCUCAGAACCAGGAUCAAAACACACAAGUCCAAAAGCCUCGUGGUCUACCCAUGCAGCAGCAUCAAGUAGGCAACAAGAUGCAACCAGAGAAUCAGAACUUCCAAAGUCCACAACAGCUUGUACACCAGAACCAGAAUCAUCAUCAGAGUCCCAGGUUCUCUCAACAACACGCGCAGAACAUGCAUCAGCGGCAAUUGAUCCAGCAAAUGCAUCAGCAGCAAUUGUCUAAUCAGCACAUCACUCAAACUGGUGCCAGGAACGCGGAGCAGAGCUACUUCUCGAACAAUGUCUCAUACCAACAGUACCAACAAGUCAGACAAGUCAUAUCAAGGUCUCAGAUCGACGUUCCAAGCACCUCGAGGCAGAACCUUCAAGUUUACUUGAAACCAGAAUGCACCCAGGACAUCGAGUUCCAGCAAAGGAACUCAGCAAAAGGCAUCGAGAAAGCUGUGUCUCAGCCGCAGCUGUGUUAUGAAGAUGAACGGGUCGCCGAACAGCCCAGAAAUCCCGUUGAACCUAUGAAUACUCUCACCGUCGGCCCGCUGGAUAAGGAGAAGUACGAAAUCACGGUUGAAAACCACGGGCCUAGUGAGUUUGGAAGAAGCGAUAUCCAAAGAAAAGACGAGUACAGAUUGGAAACCAGUUUUAGCAUUCGUAGAGAUGAGGCAUUCAGGUGCUCCAAAAAAGAGUCAGAGCUAGUAGGAGGUUCCCGACAAGAGAAUCAGGAAUCCGAGGGUACUUCAGUUCAGAAGAGAAUUGAAGAGCUGCAGAAACGAGCAGAAGAAAAUCAUUACGGCUCGAAAUUGUCCAAAGAAUGUACAGAGACAGGCACAGCUAGGAGUUCAUGCGGCUCGAAAAUUGGAAAUGGCGAAGGAUCCAAACGUGUCGAGACUCAGUUCGCAAAGGAUUCCAUGGCGAAAUCAGAAUCUAAGAAAAAUGAGCUGGAACACGGAAUUGGGCGAUUGAAGAUCCAAAACCAAGGAUCCGGAUCGGAUUACGACAAGGCUGGGCAGAGCUCCUCCAAUGUUGACUCCGGGAGGGGAUCAGCUGUUUAUUCCAGUGGACGGCGUCCUCCGCCAAAUGAUCAAACUCACCCUUCAGUAAAAGACUCCGAAUGGGUGGACAUAGUGGAAUCAGAGUUGAGAAGCAUUUUAGAACCCAGAGAUGUGCCUGCGAUGGCGCAUUCCACGUUAUCUGAAAGUGUAUCAUCGGUGACGCCACCUUUGCCGCCGCUCUCGCCCCAUGAAAGUCCUAGAACACCAAGAAAUCGAUACUCAGCGAGCUUACCACAUGGAUCGAAACCUAAUUACAACGAUUACAGCAAGGCUAUAGAGAAAAGAGAGUUCUCAAACAGUUCAAAACAUCGCGGUGCUUCCACUUCCAAGAAAGAAGCUGCAAAAAAGUUUUCUCAUCUUUUUGGUAUGGAAGCGGCCGAUUUAACUUCCACAACGACAGGACUCGACUUAGACUCCAUGCUAGAUAGAAGCGAUUCAGAUUUAAGCACAAACGACGCAAGAACAAUUAGGAAGCAGCUGGAAGGCUUGGAAAACAUGUACAGUGAGGUGCUGAAAUUGCUAGGCGGAAGCGUGAAGAAAAGGCGAAAGGCCAGAGGCCUUAUUAGUUAUGGUUCCGUAUCGUCGUUGCCGACGUCAUCUGUUUCAUCUCGGCCUGUUACAAGACAUCAUGACAAACGCAGAUCCCAUGCGAUCGACGAUAGACUGAAAAAAACCAAAGACUUCAAGAGCAUUAACAAGCGCUUUCAACGACUAGAAUCGCACGUGAUUACCCUGGCUAGGUCGGUGGCACAUCUAAGCUCAGAAAUGAGAACGCAGCACUUAAUGAUACAGAAUGUUGUUGCAGGAAAUGGAGAACAUAAGAGGCGAAAUUGCGGCUCUGAGGACACAAACGAGUAUGGCAAUGGUGAGAUCACAAUCGCAACCGCUGAUUAA
This is a messenger RNA of Dufourea novaeangliae, 3099 nucleotides long. RefSeq lists its product as uncharacterized. NCBI's taxonomy places the organism in Eukaryota, Metazoa, Arthropoda, Insecta, Hymenoptera, Halictidae. The record is from RefSeq and is a predicted model, not a curated record. The transcript has 13 exons. Bases 1 to 3099 code for a protein of 1032 amino acids.